AAAUCUUAUUUCUUGAUACUUAUUUUCCAUUCACUUACUUAAGAUAUGUUACAUCAUAGUAGGAAGUAUCAAUGUUGAUGAUUCAUGUUUCAAAACAGAUGAGUAUAUCAAGCAGAGCUUCCUUGACUGACCUUGAGAAUAAUAGUAUUUAUAUGACAUAAUCUUAAUCUUCGAGAAUCGUUAGUAAAGCAUUUUUUAAAAAUUUGGUUUUGCUAUAUCAGUCUAUUUUAGAUUUAGAUGAUCGGUUCCACCUGAUAAUAAAGCCGAUAAGGGGUUACUAGAUCGUGAAGUAAUAUUUGUUUCAAUUUUCUCAUGGGCUUUCUCGAUGAUGAAUUACAAGAGGUAUCAAAACUUUGUCAAAAUGUCGUUGAUGGUAGCCGUCUCGUUUCUUGUGUUUGUACCAUGGUGCGAGUGGAAAUAACGAAGACCGAGUUCAAGACCAUCGUCGUGUGCAUACAGUUCUCGAAGAGCUAUCCUAAUGCUCCAUUGUUACUUGAAUUGAAGAGCAAAACUUUAUCUGUGAAGUUACUUAACGGUCUAACAGAAGUCUGUGAAAGGGAAUGCAAGAAAUUGUUGGGAAAGGCACAGGUGUUACCAAUAUUGAAAUUUAUCCGUAAUUUCAUUGACGAAAAUCCUUUGAUUUGUUGCUAUGAUGAAAUCACAACCAUAAAAAAACUCUUGGGGGACAACGAUGAAAUAAAAUUGAAACAAAAAUAUUCUUGUAUUGGUUUGAAGAUUAAGAAAGAGUUAUAUUAUUUCAAAGCUAAAAUUGAUGUACCAGAUAAUUAUCCGGUUGCCUGUAUAAAAUUGAAAGAUGUAGAUACAAAUUUUCCUCCACUAUUUACACGCCAUUUCACAGGUCAAGGAAGGGAAUUAGCCAGACAGUGUGUAGAACCACCGCUUACGAAGAAAUCACACACUCCUUUUAUUCCCUCACCAUCCUUGGAAGUUGUUACAUCUUUUCUCAUACAAUGUGUAAAGAGUUUGCCACAGGAGCAUUGUCAGUCAUGCAAACAAACAUGUCUGCCAGAGAAUCCAGAAAAUGCAGAAACCAACGAAACUGCAGAUAUGCAUGUAGAGAGACUUUACUGUGGACAUUUGUUUCACCUACGCUGUCUUGUGACAUACAUGAAGACUCCUCCAUUCCAUGGGGGUAAAAAAUGUCCAACAUGUGAACAACGUAUCUAUCAUGAAAAAUGGGGUGUAAGCGAUAAGCUUGCAGAAGAACGUUGGGCUCAUCAACAAGCCCGAGCUAGGGAACUAGCAGAGGUAGAAGAUUUUUUCAACUGAAAUCUACAUUUCAUUUAAAUCAUAUCUCUAAGUGAUGAUAUUUCCAUGAAAGAGUGCAAUAUCACGAAGAGAAUAUUGCUAUGGACAAUUAGGAAGAAAUGAGUGGUGAGGAUGGGAUAACAAGCGUAGGAAAAUUUUCAAAAUAACAUUAUUUAUAAUUCCACGCGUAUCUAUGUUCGCG
Molecule: messenger RNA, 1471 nt
Organism: Bombus impatiens (common eastern bumble bee)
Lineage: Eukaryota; Metazoa; Arthropoda; Insecta; Hymenoptera; Apidae
Exons: 6
Coding region: 313-1290 (325 amino acids)
Molecular function (GO): protein binding
Source: RefSeq, a predicted model, not a curated record